AUGGCUGCGACUAACAUGGCCGUAGAGGCACCAGCCGGGCCGCCGCAUGCUACUCCGUCCUUUUCUAUCUCUCCGGCACACCUGGCACAGCUCCAACCGCACACAUUCGCCCUCGCACAUCUCCAACCCUCCCCCUCAAGCUCGCGGCCAUCAAUACGUAUAAAUGGCAGGACUGACGCACAGUUUCGCCCGGCUUCCGUGAGCACCGGCUCACUUACACAUACCAAUGGCAGCGCUGUUGUCCGUAUAGGUGACACUGCUGCCGUUUGUGGUGUUCGCGCGGAGAUCCUCUAUACCGAUGAUAUCGCGUCCUGGAACGUCACAUCAGCUUCGUCUUCGCGAAGCACAAAACGGAGAAAGACAGAUAAUACAAAUACUCUAUCUGAAUCCGGCCAGGAGAUCAGUAGUGAAGAUGACGACUCGGAUAUACAAUCGCUCAAUUUACUCGUUCUAAACCUGUCGUUGAGCACUGGUUGUUCGCCAAGUAUAUCUGCCAGCGCACCGCCUACGGCCCUUGCGCAAUCCCUAUCACAUCAGCUUCUGUCUAUCCUACACAGCACGAAGUUGGUGCGCGCCGACGACCUGCGAAUAUGGUACACGCCAACUCAGGCCAAAAACUCCUUCUCUACAAGCGGGGGCGAAGAUGUUGAGAUGGGUGAUGGAGAGAAUGCCCCCGAACCGACUGUGGCACAGGAGCCAGAAAUUAAGGCUUUCUGGACUCUGUAUAUCGAUAUCCUGAUGGUAUCCCUUGCCGGCAAUCCAUUUGAUGUAGCCUGGGCAGCAGUAGUGGCAGCGCUUCGAAACACUAAGCUACCCAAAGCGUGGUGGGACAUGGAGACCGAAAGAGUAUUAUGUUCAGACAGUAUCUCCGACGCUAGUAGCUUACGAUUGCGCGGAAUGCCCAUUUCAAGCUCCUUUUGCGUUUUUGAGGCCCAUGGAAUGGGUGAUUGGAGGCGGGUUUUUCUCCCAUUUGAGCAACAAAAGGGGAGAGGGAAGAAACUAGGUGCCUCCGGUAGUAAUGACGCAGACGAAACUUAUGAUAAAUGGAUUUUAGCGGAUCCUGACGCCUUUGAAGAGUCUCUUUGCCCAGAACGUGUAUGCGUUGUGUUGGAUGCAAGCUCGAAUGUCAAAAUCCUAAGAUUAGAGAAGAAUGGCGGCUUUUACGUGGGCAAGGACGAGAUGAAGGAUAUUGUCAAUUUGGCCACGGCCAGGUGGAAGGAAUGGAAGAUACUACUAAAAGACUAA
Molecule: messenger RNA, 1245 nt
Organism: Arthroderma uncinatum
Lineage: Eukaryota; Fungi; Ascomycota; Eurotiomycetes; Onygenales; Arthrodermataceae
Product: 3' exoribonuclease family protein
Exons: 1
Coding region: 1-1245 (414 amino acids)
Biological process (GO): U1 snRNA 3'-end processing; nuclear mRNA surveillance; U5 snRNA 3'-end processing
Cellular component (GO): cytoplasmic exosome (RNase complex); nuclear exosome (RNase complex)
Source: RefSeq, a predicted model, not a curated record